Molecule: messenger RNA, 3639 nt
Organism: Plasmodium vivax (malaria parasite P. vivax)
Lineage: Eukaryota; Apicomplexa; Aconoidasida; Haemosporida; Plasmodiidae
Exons: 2
Coding region: 1-3639 (1212 amino acids)
Biological process (GO): GPI anchor biosynthetic process
Cellular component (GO): endoplasmic reticulum membrane
Molecular function (GO): mannose-ethanolamine phosphotransferase activity
Source: RefSeq, a predicted model, not a curated record
AUGAAGGAUAAGGUGAAGUACAGCCUCUUCGGUAACCUUCUAUCCAAUCAUGUGUUAAUAUUCUUCCUGGUUUUCCUGUUGAACCUGCUGAUAUUCAUCUCCUUCAUCAAUGGCUUCCUAUUCCCAAGAGAAGGAAUAACAAACAAGUCGGAAGAUUUGGAGACCUUCAGCAGAAAGGUGUUUGGCGAUGAGUACAUAGAAUCACAGAAGAGCAAAAAAAAUGUACACUCCAUUGUAAAUGCGCCGUACGAUAGGAUAGUAAUCCUGCUGAUAGACGCACUGAGGUUUGAUUUUACGCUGUACGACCCGAAUUAUAAGAAGGAGCAGGAAAAUGACGAAUCGGGAGAUGAAGAGAAGAACACAUCAAAGGAGGUGAGAUAUUUCCAAAACAACAUGAUGCAUUUGCACCACAUGUUGAAGACAGAGAAAGACAAAACCAUGUUAUUUCGAUUCCAAGCAGAUGCACCUACGGUUACCACGUCCAGGAUAAAAUCUAUGGUCAUUGGGUCCAUACCAAAUUACCUAGAUGUGAAUGAAAAUUUUAGCCCAAGUGAUGAUAUACAAGAUAAUUUCGUAGAGCAACUUUACUACAACAGAAAAACAGUUACAGCCAUCGGGGAUGACACCCUUUCCAAGUUGACAAAAAAUGUAGCGAGGAAAUUAGUGUACGAAAGUUUUAACAUCUUCGAUUUGUACGAUCUAGACAUCAAGUCGAAAGGCCAUUUUUAUGAAGAGUAUCCUUUGGAUUAUUGGGACGUUUUGUAUGUACACGUUUUGGGGGUAGAUCACGUAGGCCAUGUGGGGAAACCCAAUUCGACGACGAUGAAAAAUGUGUUAAAAGAUUUUGACAUUUUUGUAAACGAUAUAGUUCAGAAGGUUAAAUCGGACGAGAAGAAGAAGAAAACGCUUUUUGUUCUUCUUGGUGACCAUGGACAGACACGCACAGGGGAUCACAGUGGGUUUAGUGCAGAUGAGACUGAUACCUCUCUGUUUAUUUACGCCCCAUUGAAAUUUAUGCCUCUAGAUAGGAACAUAAAUAAUAAGACCUUUAUUCUGUACGAUAAGGACAAACUGGAGAGAGACAAUUCCGAUUCUCCCACUGCACUUAGUGCGUGCGUCCCAGAGGAGGACCAGUGCUUUGUGGAAAGCUACAAAAAUUACCAUUCCGCUUUGAACGACUCGAACAAGGACAGAAUCUACUUCUACGAUGUUAGGCACACCAGGCAAAUAAACUUGGUGAGCACGCUGUCCUUUCUGAUUGGGUCCACCGUGCCCUUCUGCAACGUGGGGAACGUUAUCAUGGAUCUUAUCCCGGAGGCCUACAAGGGGGGGGCCCCACCAACUGCCUCAGCCUCUUCCACUGCUUCUGCUUCUGCCCCCAAUUAUGGAGAGGAAGGAAGCGACAGUGAGAGCACCCCUUCCAGUGAGGGCCACCCAGGUGGAGACAACCCCCCGGGGGAGAGUAAACCCAGUGCGGAGCUGAACGAAGAGGAGGGGAACCACUCCAAGCUGUACUACGAGGUGCUCAAUUUGCACUACAUUGCAGAACUGAACUAUGCCAACUUGUGGCAGAUAAAUAGAUACCUAAACGAGUACGAAGCAAAUUACCGAGUUUUGAAGAAUGAAGAUUAUUUUUUUAUUAAAAAUAAUUGGAAACAUAUAGAAGAAGAAAUGGUGCGAUUUUUUCAACCAAAUAAAAAGUUCCUAGACAUAGAAGAAAUAUUAGCAAGUGAAAAGGAAGAGUACAUAAAGUAUAUAAACAAGAUGAGAAACCUUAUGGAAGUUACCCAGAAAUAUUUUUACAUCAUUUUUGCUGCGAAGAAGCCAUCCUUCAUUGUCCUGUGCCUAAUUGUGAACAUAUUCUUUUUGAUCAUAUUUAAUAUAUUUUACCUUAACUCAAAAUUGAACUGUUACUACAAGUCCAUUUCAGCUGGCAGUUUCAUUCUUCUCCUCACCGUUUUUUUCAUUGCCCUUCUUCCUCUCGACAUGUAUAACAAGUGCCUGUACCUACUCGUCUUGCCACUCCUCUUCAUUCUUCUAGUCGUUGGCAACUUCUUCUCUAAAAAUAAGUUCACAGAUUUUUUUCGAUUCAUCAGCUAUGUGAAGGUAUCCCUGGUAUGCAGUAACCUCCCUGAGGCAAACUUGAAGAAAUACACAGCUAUACAACCGCAAGGCGAAAAUUCCAUUCAUCAGGAUAAGAGUGCGCAUGUGAACGCAGGGGAUCAUGCCAAGAACAGCUUCUUUCGAAGAAGCUUCCGAUUUUUUAAAAGUCUAUAUAUAAUAAUAAAGAGAAGUAUCGCGCGAAGCAUAAAUAUAGUCUUGCCACAUAUAUUUAACAUUACCAAGUGCAUUUUCUCUCUAAAGAAGAAGCUGCUCAAAACGCUGAUGAAUAAUAACUACUUCCUCUUUGUCGCCAUUUGGAGCUCGUGUGAACUGUCCUUCUACUACAUAUUCAAGGAGAGGCACUACAUCCACUUUUUACUAAUUGCCUACGUGGUGCUCUCUCUGUUCAAGUGCGAGUCCUUCUUCUCCCUGCACCUGUUGCGCGGACUGGCCCUACUCGGCGUCCUAGUCGUGAACGCGGCGUUCAGUUUCACGCCGGGAUACUUCGAGCAUGACAUGGAAAAGCUCUACCUGAAGAAGCCCGUGCUGCAAAUGGCGCUACCCACUUCGCUAUACUUUUUUAGUACCCUAUUUAUAAACUGCGGUUCGAACAAGCUCCUGAAAAAGGAAAUAAAAAUGGUCAUGUUGUUAGGAUGGACCGCGCAGUUCGUUCUAGUAUUUUUAUAUUUCCUUAAAAUCAACGAGCAAGUGAUAUUUUGGCACCCCCCAGCUGUUUACCUGACGACCUUUUUGCUCUACCUCUUCGUCAUAUUAAGAAAAAGCAGCAUAAUACAAGAGGACAGAGUACCGGAGUCGCUCCAAAAGAUACACGAAGUUGUUGUAACUCUGUUUCUGAUCAUGUUUUCCUCCCUCCAGUUGUCUCUCAUCGCGUAUAGCAAUACAAACCUGAGUGUGUUGCUAUUCCUCUACACGACGUUAUUUUUUUUUUACUUUUUUUUUGUGAAUACGAAUAAUUUGGAAGAAAAUAAAGAUAUGAACAACAUUAAAAUAAAAUGGAUUGAAGAAAAUAAACAGGUACAUAUGUUUACCAAUUUAGAGGACGAAAAAAAAACGGUUGAAAUGAGUCAAGUCAAUACAUGGGUGAAGGAAAAAUUUGAUCUCAAACUUGUGCAGCAGAAAUGUACCUUGCUAGACAAAUGCAGCAUGCUUGACGAAACAGACGCCACACAAAUUCAAAUUUACAAAUUAGUAAAGAACCUUCCAUUCUUCUCCCUCAGUGACACCGAUUUUUACUUACUCUCAGCUAUACUUAUAAAAUACGCCUUCUUUUUAUGUGGCCAGAAAUUUGUCCUAAAUGCCUUGCCCCUAACUGCAGCUUACAUCGGUUUUAAUAAAUAUGUUUGGCCCAUAAGUCAGGUCUACAUAUUUGUUCACAUGUUUUUCCCGAUGCUUUUUUCUCUUUUUUUCAUUCUGUAUGUGUUCAAUUUGAGGAAGAUCAAAAUGCUGACGUGUUUUAAGCGGGUCGAUUUUUACAAUUUCUAUUUCUACCCACUCAUUAACUUUUUCUUCAAGUAA